This is a messenger RNA of Ostrea edulis (European flat oyster), 2694 nucleotides long. RefSeq lists its product as uncharacterized. Gene Ontology annotation, cellular component: cytoplasm. Gene Ontology annotation, molecular function: GTPase activity; GTP binding. Bases 99 to 617 code for a protein of 172 amino acids. Lineage: Eukaryota; Metazoa; Mollusca; Bivalvia; Ostreida; Ostreidae. The record is from RefSeq and is a predicted model, not a curated record. The transcript has 4 exons.
GGGAUCGAGAUGCAAAUUUGAGCAAAUAUCCGUUUCUGGUGUAAACAAAAAAUGAUUGUGACUAGCGAAAUAACACACAUGUUUCUCUUUGAUUUAUUAUGGGAGGAACUUGCAGUGGAGUUUCAACAAUAAAUGACUUACCAAAGAAAAUACUUAUAAUAGGAAAUAGUGGAGCAGGCAAGACCCAUUUACUGUACAGCUGGUUACUUGGCAGAAAUGACCUUGACACAAUUCCAACAGAUAGUUUCAAUGUGGAGAGAGUCUCAUCAGACAGCGUGUACAUGAUGUGGGAUCUGUGCGGCCGGGAGGACUUCCGACUGAAAAGACGACAGUUUUUCCAUGGCACCGAUGGUGUUGUUUACAUCAUUGACCCAUUGUCAGACAAGGAUGAUGUUGUUAAUGACCUGACCAUGGUUUCCACGGACAGAGAUUUAAAUCAACUUCCAUUCUUGGUUCUUAUCAAUAAAAAAGAUGAGAUGACAACAGACUUGAGGCUUACAGUAGAGGACGCAUUAGGAAGUCACGCAGGGUUAAUACAUGUGAUGGAUGUGAAUGUUAUGAACAUGGAGUCUGUCAGUUCUACUCUGCGUCAGCUUAACAAAAUGUUCACGUCUUGACAAAAUAUUCACAUUUAAUAACAAAAUAUUCACACAUUGACAAAAUAUUCCCAUUCUUGAUGGAAUAUACACAAUAACAGAAUAUUCACACACUGAUGAAAUGUUUAGAACGAUUAGUAACAGUACAUAAUAUUCACACAUUAACAGCAUAAUGUUAUUAGAAUGAUGAGUAAGAGAAUAUUUACAUCUGAACAUAAUAUCCACACAUUGAUAGACUGUUAUUAGAAUGAUCAAUAACAAUAUUCCCAGACUGUUAAAAAUAAACUGGUCAUGAAUCAAAAAAGAAUACUUCAGUUCCCCACCCCAAAGUAAAACAAAAAACAUAAUAAACCUCUCUUUGCACAAUAUAUACCGGUGCCAGUAAUAAAAAAUUGCCAUUACCUGUCUUUGGUGUAAAGCUUUGUCCGCUACGCAUUUCAUUUGUUGUGAUACAUUGCGAUAUUUAUAUCGAAACCAUAUUGUGAUAUGUGAACCAUUAUAUCAGUACCAUUGUACAUGUAUCUGAAUUUCAAUUGUUAUUGAAACAUUGUGAUAUCUGAACCAAUAAUUGUGGUAUCUGAGACAUUGUGAUAUCUGGAACAUUAACGUAGUUCCACACUCCUGUGAUGUCAUAAGAUUUUGCAAAGUCAAUGAUUUAAUGACUGGAAUAUAAAUUCUGCUGGAUUCUUUUUCAAUAGUGAUUGUAAAAAAUCUUGUUAGCCAUAAAAUAUUUCAAAAGUCUUAGUUAUAUUUGAAUAAUCAAUGAUAUGUUUCAAAAUAUUAAAUCCAAAGACUCUGUUUUCAUUAAAUUAUUUUUCAAGUCCAUUAUGCGAUAGAUUUCCUUUAUUUUUCACAAACAUUUUACCAAAGUGAUAAGGAAUCAUUAUCUGUGUCUUUUCAUGAAAUUAUAUAAAAUUUUAAUCCACGAGUGAAUUUGAAUAGCUCAACUGUAUGAUGCCAGGCUUCGUUUUUUUAUACGCCCGUCUUUAGACGGGACGUAUUAUGGUAAAACGAUGUCUGUACGUCCGUCUGUUCGGGGUUUUCUCUUUAUAAUUUCAUUUCCCUUUCACAUAUCAUGCUGAAACUUGCUGUGUAGCUUCUUUGUGGGUCACUCUAGAUCAUACUGCAAAUUUGAUCAAUUUCGGCCUUUUUUCCAAGGAGUUUUGCCCCUUUAUUUGGAAAUAAUUAUUAUAUGGAGGGUACAUAAUUUGUCCACCCUACUCCUCCCAGUUUUCAAGUGAGAGCCUUCUUAUUUUGUGGAGUGUUUGUAUGGGUAUUGAAUAUGUGCAUGUGGGAUGGAUUUUGAUUUUCUACAAUUUUUGAGAAAAUUACAGGUUGUUGAACUUGGUCUAUUUGGAAAUUAAUAUUCUAUGGAGGGUACUUAAUUUGCCCGCCCUACUCCUCCCACAGUUUUCAAGUGAGGACCUUCUUAUUUUGUGAAGUGUUUGUAUGGAUAUUGAAGAUGUGCACGUGGGAUGGAUUUUGAUUUUCUACAAUUUUUGAGAAAAUUACAGGUUGUUGAACUUAGUCUAUUUGGAAAUUAAUUUUCUAUGGAGGGUACAUAAUUUGUCUGCCCAACUCCUCCCACAGUUUUUAAGUGAGGACCUUCUUAUUUUGUGGAGUGUUUGUAUAGGUACUGAAGAUGUGCAUGUGGGAUGGAUUUUGAUUUUCUUCCUUUUUUGAAAAAAUUACAGGUUGUUGAACUUAGUCCAUUUUGAGGAAAUCUCGAUUUUUAAGCUAAGACCCUUUGUUCAUAUGAAAGUUUGUCACAACCUCAUGAUGGCUGAUACUACCUGAAGCAAAAUUAUACAAAUUAUAGCACAAGAAAAACACCCUAUGUAAGCAUUUCACGGGCGUAUUAUGUACCGUUUGCGGUACUCUUGUUUUCUGGGGGUAUACAUACUCUGGAAGGUAUAGAUUUGAAAUUAUUAAGGAAAGGUAUGGAUUUUUUUUCGUAAAUAACUAUAACAGAUGUACAUCUACUAAAAUAAACCGAAAAAAUAAUGUGCAAUCCAUGCUAUAAGGAAAUUAUGUCCACAUUUGUUUGUUUUUUAACAUUUUGGAGAAUAACUGAUAAAUAAAUGCAAUUUAAAAAAUA